AUGUCGCAAGAUUUUGCGUCUUUGGCUCCAAUGCGAGUUCGAAACGAUUCCGUCGAGUCUUCAAUGGCUACUUGUAAGUUUUUGGUCAAUAUUAACUACCUUUUCUGAUAUAUUUUUAUUGUAAAUUUAUUUAGAAUACUUUAAGCAAGGUUUUAAAAGGUUUUAAGUUAGCUUUUCAAUUGGUUUGAUUUAGAUAUCGCAAAGCAAAUGGGAGAAACAGACAGCCAGGCAUUGGCGGCCGAAGAUGAACAAUUUAACAAGUUUAUGAACAACGAAAUCUCUUACGAUGAAUAUUUAAAGUUGAAUGGAGGUGCUUCUAGUUCAGGCGAGCUUACUUCUUCUCAAAGCCAAGACGAUCGCGAACUUAUGCCACCUCCAACUUCACCAACCAAAAAAGUAUGUUAUCCUUAAUAUUUUCAUUGUUGUUUAAGGUUUAGGCACUUUAUUCUUCUAAUAUUGUAACUAUCAGCUAGAAAAAUGUAUAAUCUAACUACAUUUUACAGAAAAGCCGAAGAGCCAAGCCAAAACCACCGCCGAUCGAAGCUUUGUUCGCUAACAAUGACCUACCAGCGGAGAUUCGAAACAACGUUAGAAUCGAUUCAGAAUCUGGGGAAUUUGUGUUUUCUGGCACGGUAAGUUGAUUUUUAUAUUAUUAUUUUCUUUUUAGAUGAAUGUCGGGACAAAAGAGCCAGUGGUGGCUGACGGAGAAGUCGCGGGGCCUUCAAAGCCACCUAAAAUAAGGAGGUCGAACAAGUAAGAUUAUUUUGAUGUAAUUCUUGUUGUUUUGGGUUUCAAAAGGUUUUUAUUGUGAUGCGCUAGGUUUUGAACUAAAGCUUUUUUGCAAAAUAUAGGUUUUUUAUGCUUUGUGAUAUUAUCCAUGGUACUUUAGAUGAAUAAUAUUCAUUUUUUUGUGUUGUAAAAAAAUAUUCAACUAAAAAAGCCAAUUUUAGAGCAAUUGAUGGUCUGAUGGGUCAAGCUAACGUAGCCUGUGCCAAUCAGCGGUUUGAUGAAGCGUUGGAACUUCUGAAGGAGGCGAUUCGUCAAGAACCUCGAGAAUCAGAUCCAUAUCAACAAAUUGCGGACAUUUAUCUUGAUUUGGGCGAUGAAGUAAAGAGUCUGGAGUUCCGAUUGUUAGCUUAUCAUCUUAGUCAUCGUGCUUCAGCUGUAGAGUGGGCCGAAGUUGGGGAAACGGCCGUGAAGUUGGAACGAUUGGAAGUGGCAGCUGCUUGUUAUGGCAAUGGUAAGAUGUGAAGGUUUUUGAUAUGAAAAAAGAUACGAAAAUUUAUACUAUAUUUUUAAAAAGAUAUAAAAGUGUUUUGAGACGAAAUAUGUUGUUGUAGCGAUCCGUUGCGAGCCAGGGAACUGGUUGUAUUAUGAGAAGCGCAUUGAACUCUUGGAGACCUUAGGGCUAAUCAAGUUUGCCAUGAAGAUCCGGCUUCAAGCAGCUCAAGCCAUUGAUUGUAAGGCUUCGAAUGUGGAUUUCGAAUGGAUGCAGAGGCUGAUUCAGACGGUAAGCUAUCCGAAACUUGUUAUUUAUUACCUAAUUUUAGGCUGCUGAGCACUAUAUCGACUGUUUGGACGAAGAAAAAGCUACAGAAGCUUUGAAAAUUUUUUUGUUACGAUGUCAUGAGUUCAGAAGAAUGGCUGAUGUUCAACAUUUGGCUUUGUUGGGUGAGUAACUUUAAGGAACGAGGGUUUGGUCGAUUUUCAAAGCUAAAGAUAUAAUUUUAGGUAUGUGGAUGGGUAGAAAGAAGUAUGAUGAAUGUUUGAAAUCAAUCUUGGCUUUAUGUGAAGAUGUCAAGGCUUAUAAUGAUGAAAACAAGGCUUUUAUACAGGUAAAUUUGAUUUAAAAAAAAUAUUUUUAAAAAAUUUUAAAUUUUAAAAAAUUAAAAAAAAAUUUUUGAAAUUUUCUAAUUGAAAACUUCAUUUCAGAUCACAGUAAGCCACCACGGCUACACCUUCAACCCUCCGGACAGUUUGAGCAAGAUCGCCAAGAUCGAGGUACCAGGCACAUUCAGCACCUUAAUGAUAGCCAAAUCAGUCAUCUGCCUACAACACCUCGGCUACCUAAAACCAAUAAAAAACCUACUAGAUGUGCUAUUAACCAGAGCUCUUCACAACGAAGACGAGAUCAACGCCUGUAUCGAGAUUGGCAAGACCUUCCAUCAACUCGAGUACUUCAAUAAUGGAGUCCAGUUCAUGGAGAAGCUAGUACAGACUGAUGUCUUUUCUCAACAUCCAGAGGUAUUACAUCUUUGUGGACUGUUUGAACAGGCUAGGAAUAACCUGGACAAGGCUUUGGAGUAUUUUAAGAAUGUGCUGGAGAUUCAGCCAAGCUUUGUCAAUGCCAGGAUCAGUUUAUCAACGGUGUUGCAGAAGCUAGGCAGGUCAGAAGAUGCGCUACAGGUCUUAAUGGACUAUGAUUUGGAUCUGUGUACUCAGCUACCGGUAAGGCUUUUUGUUUUGGGCUGGUUAGGAGGGGGCGGGGAAGGUAUGAGAGGGUAAGUGACUGUAAUAGGUGGGGGCUGGUAUUGGUUUGUAUUUUUAACCUUGGGGAGGGGGGCUGAAAAUAUGUUUAGCACAGUUUAAAAGUCAUGAUAAUACUUUAUUGAACUCGACUUUAGGACGAACGACUACUAAUCCGACAAGCUGAAGCCCUGAAGAACCAUCAGCAAGUAGAACAAUAUAUCAGAUGCCUUCGAAUGCUUCUCAUCCCUUACUUUUACCCAAUCUACAAGUUUCAAAACUUUGCCAAACGAUCGCGGACCAAAUUGGGUAGGUAAAAUACGAGGUUUUUUCUACAUCAUUAAAAAUUUUAUUAUUUAGGUAGUAAACUUUGGAUUUUAAGGAAAAAAUGGCUAAAAAUUUAAAUUUUAGAUCACAAAAUAGUCAGAACACACGUUUUUAGGUAACAAACUGAUUAAAAAUCUGUAUUUUAGGUAACAAAAUUAACAAAAGUUCGAUUAUUAGCUAAAAAAUGGCCAAAAAUUCGAUUUUUAGGUAAUAAAACAGCAAAAAAAUUAGAAUUGUAGGCAAUAGAGCAGCCAAAUAGUAGGUUUUUAGGUAACAAAAUUAACAAAAGUUUGAUUUUUAGGUAACAGAACAGCAAAAAAUUAGAUUUUUAGGUAACAAAAUCACAAACAGUUAGAAAUGUAGGUAUCAAAAUAGGAAAAAAUUAGAAUUUUAGGUAACAAAAUAGCCAUAAAUUAGGUUUUUGGGUAACAAAGCAGCAAAAAAAUAAGUUUUUAGGUAACAAAAUGGUCAAAAUUGCGAUCUUAAAAUAACAAAACAGCAUAAAAUUAGAUUUUUAGGUAACAAAAUCACAAACAGUUAGGUUUUUAGGUAACAAUAUUGCAAAAAAUUUGCGUUUUCUGCGUUAAAAUACCAAGAAUUUGAAAAAAAACUUAAGCUUACUAGACCUAACUUAACUAAAAACAGUACUUAGUUUACCUAAAGUAACAAUACUUUAGUCCACCUAAAAUACUAUAUUUUAGUCCAAUGCUCCAUCCUCUACCGCACAAUGAUCGAAGUAAUGCGAGGCUCUCAAAUAGAACGCUUAAUCAAACGCCUGGGGGCAAUAGCCUAUUCGGAGGAACGGCCGACGGGAUCGUUAAGCACAAACGAUCUACACGACUACUGCCUGAGGCUGGUCGAAGCUCUACACGAAACUGAGAGAUACGUGGAAAUGGCAGAGAUUGUCUACUUGGCCAAUAUGCAACCAGAACUUCAGAAGACUACGAUAACAACGUUCUUGAAUCUGAUACUGUAUGUCUCGAUCAAGGCUAGGCAUUACAGUGUGACUUUUGAAUAUUUGAGGAACUUGUAUUCGAAUAUGCCGGUAGGUUUUUUAAAAUAUUAAGGUCAUUCAAAUAAUAUUGUGUCCUCUCUGAAAAAAAGUUUUUAUGUCUAGUGGGCGCAGAAUUAUUUGAACAAUCAAAUGGCUAGUUUUGGGUGGAAAAAGAGGAUUGUUUUUGCUAGUUUGUUACCUAAAAACUAGUUUUUUGGCUAAUUUUUGCUAUUUUGUUACCUAAAAAUCUAAAUUUAGGCUAUUUUGAUACCUAAAAACCUAUUUUUUACUAUUUUGUUACCUAAAAAUUUAAUUUUUGACCGUUUUAUCACCUAAAAUUCUAACUUUUUGCUAUUUCACUACUUAAAAAUUGAUUUUGCGCUAUCUUGUUACCUAAAAAUUUUAUUUUUUGCCAUUUUGUUACAUAAACUUUUACAUAUUUUUUAUUUGUGCCAUGAUUUCAGGGCCGAUUACUAGCCAUGGAAUCGGAAGAGAAGCUAAACUAUCAAGAACGCAUCUACAACGCCAUGAACUACGUCUUCUGCAAGAAUCAGAACAUUGCCUACCACAGAUUCAUAAUGAGAGCCGAAGCUAAAUCACCGUUAGAGCCACAGCUUCAAAUGAUUUCAGGCAAUAAUUCGUUGGUAACAGGAUCAUAUCGCCACGCCCUAAGUGAAUAUCUAAAGCUGUGGAUUGAAAAUCCAGAAGACCCAGAGGUGUGUCUUCUGAUUGGCCUGACAUUCAUUCAUAUGUCAUGCAAGAGGGACAUUAGCAGUCGGCAAAUGUUGGCUAUUAGGGUAGGUUUUUUUGUUUUCUGAAUGAGGGGGUGAGUGAGGGCUAAGAGGUAGGUUUUUUUAGGGAGGAAAGGUGGAGGCGAAAUUCUAAAAAAAAUUUUUGGGCGGGGUAAUUUUUUAGGGAUGGGGGUGGAUUUCAAACAAACGUUUUUUCAAAAAAAAGGUUUAAUUGUUAUGGGCAUGGCAUUGCCACUAAUUUUUUGUGGGGCGUGGUAUUUUUUAAGGGUGGGGGUGGAUUUCGAAAAAAAAUUUUUUUUUGAAAAUUUGGAUAUAGGGCUUUGGACUUUAAUUUAAUUGUAUAUAUUAUGUCGAUGGAGGACUGAUUAUGGUCGGGGUGGAUUUUUGUUUCAAUUUUGGGUUUAAAAAAUCAACAGGGGGACCAAGUUCAAUUUUUUGAUAAAAUUUUUUUUAAAUUCAAAUUUAAAACUGAAAAACGUUGAAUUUUCUUACAAAACCUUUAUUCCUUUCCAGGGCAUGGCAUUCUUCACGAAAUACAAAAAGUUCCGCGACGGUCCACCUCAAGAAGUCAUGUACAAUAUGGCUCGAAUGCUCCACCAAAUCGGCAUCAUGCCUGGCGCAAUCCACUUUUACGAAAAGGUCCUCUACGAAACCGAACCCCCAAUGGUACUGAACGAGAAUGGCGAAAUCGAGGUGGGUACGAGGUACGACCUAAAACGGCUAGCCGCCCAUAAUUUGGCUUUGAUUUAUCAAUCAAGUGGUAACACGGCCAUGGCACGGAAUAUCUUGGACAGUUAUUGUGUUAUUGACUGA
Messenger RNA from Bursaphelenchus okinawaensis, 5352 nucleotides. The record is from the annotation of a GenBank genome assembly. NCBI's taxonomy places the organism in Eukaryota, Metazoa, Nematoda, Chromadorea, Rhabditida, Aphelenchoididae.